UGAAAGAAAUGACUCCAAACAGAUUUCAGCCUCACACACGAUGAACUACACAAUGUGCUCCACCAUGAUGAUUCCUCUGACAGUGCUAUUGCUUUCAACCUGCCUGGGUAAAAGUACUGAAAGCCCUAUUGCUCCUGACACUGUAGAGACGCAUGCUACAGAAGGAGAAAAUGUUCAGCUCUCCUGCAGGUACAAUGGAACUGAUUACAGUCUGCACUGGUAUCGCCAGUUCUCCCAGUCUGUGCCAGAGUUUCUCAUUCUGGAUUAUGAAGGUUUUAUCACCAAUGCAACUCCCCCUGUUCCUGGGAUAUCAAUCAAACAUAACAAGACAGCAAGACAAGUGUUCCUGGAGAUGUCAUCUGCUAAAGUAUCAGACGUUGCUGUCUACUACUGCGCCAUGCAGCCCACAGUGACAGGAAACCCUGUUGCACUCAACAAAAAGCCUCACAGUCAAGAUGCAUGGGAACAGCACAAAAACAAUAUCAGAAUCCCAGAGCUGAAGUCUGAGCGCUUAGCCAAGAGGAGGAGCUCAGCAGCAGAAUGCAGAGCUAAGGACUCUGUUGAUCAGCUUGGAGGAUUUAUCACUGCUACUGAGGGAGCUUCAGUAACUCUGCCCUGCAAUUACACCCGCAUUAGCACAGGACUGCUAGCACCAUAUCUGUUCUGGUACCAGCAGAAACCUAAUGGACUCCCUGUAUUCAUGCUGAGACGGUCCGCAAGCACGGCUGAUCAUGAUGAAGGUUUUAAGAGGAGAUUUGUGGCCAGUCUCACCUCAAACUCAGCUCCUCUUAUAAUCCUGAAUCUGCAAGUGUCUGACUCUGCUGUGUACUACUGUGCUCCGAGGCCCACAGUGACGGAAGACCCAAUUGCUCCCUACAAAAAACCCACACAGUGUGCAGAGGAAAAGAGGACACUGUUGACCAGUUAUCAACGUCUGAGACUGCACCAGAAGGAGGAACCAUGA
Molecule: messenger RNA, 964 nt
Organism: Sardina pilchardus (European sardine)
Lineage: Eukaryota; Metazoa; Chordata; Actinopteri; Clupeiformes; Clupeidae
Exons: 5
Coding region: 41-964 (307 amino acids)
Source: RefSeq, a predicted model, not a curated record